AACUGUUUUGAGCAGAGGUCGCUCCUGAACCGCGAAUCAGUAAAAAUAAAUAACUAAAUAAAAUAAAAUCGGGGAAAUUUUAUGAACUGAGUGCAUUUGUGAUUGUUGGUUACGCGUUAAGUUAAAAAAGGUAAAUAAAUCGAACAGAUCAGGCGCAAAAUAACCUUUUUGUCUCAAAGAUCUGCUGCAAGCUUGAACUGAACACUUCCGGUUCCUGAAAGGUCAUGACAGCAUCACAUGGAGGAGUGAACAUCUGGAUUAAACACGUGUUUAAGGAGUAAAAAAGUGCAUGAGUUUAUUUUUUAAAAAUCUUGUGAAGUGUAUGAAGCUGUUCUGGAGUCUCCUAGGCUGGAGGUGAGAUGUGCAGUCCUCAGGUCAGGUGUCCAGGAGAACUGGAGGAGGAAUGGGAUGGGGCAAAGCAGGUGUGCCUCAGGGUUCAACACCAGGACCUCACUACAGAGUCUGAAGCUGCCACUCUGGAGUGUCCUUCUGUCAGUAUGGAGCCUGGAGAUGCCUCUAAUGAGGUUAAAUGUACCACUGUAGGAUCUUCAGCUGCCAGUCUGGGGUCUGCAGGUGGCACCAAGGAGGCUUUUGUUGCCACUGUGGAGUCUAAAGGCGUCCUGAUGGAGUCCUCUAUUGUAGCUGCCAUUUUGGAGGAUAAAAAUGUCACUUUGGAGUUGGAAGGUGCCACUUUGGAGUCUUCUGUUGCUAUUCCGCAGUCUACGGAUGCCACUCUGGGGUCUCAUGAUGCCACUCUGGGGUCUCAUGAUGCCACUUUGGGGUCUCAUGAUGCCACUUCGGGGUCUCAUGAUGCCAUGUUGGAGUCUUCCAGUGCUACCGUGAAAUCUGCUGGUGCCCAUGAGAAGGCAGAAGGCAGCAAUGUCCAAGUGUCCGUCAUCAUUCCAGUCUAUAACGGCGCUAAAUGGCUGGAUGAAAGCCUUCAGGCUGUUUUCGAUCAGGACUUCCAGGGAACGUUGGAGAUCUCACUGUUUGAUGACGCCAGUACGGAUAAUUCCAGAGCGAUUGCUGAAAGCUGGAGAGAGAGGCUGAGGAUGAGAGGCGUUACCAUGGUGAUAUCAGGCCAUAACACAGACAGACCAAGAGGAGUUGGGUUUGCCAAAAACAAAGCUGUGGCUCAAAGCUCUGGACGAUUCCUUUGCUUCCAGGACGCGGAUGAUGUCAUGAUGCCCCAGAGAGUGAGACUGCAGUAUGAAGCUGCCGUCCUGAACCCCAAUACUAUUGUUGGUUGCCAGGUGAGGCGUAUUCCAGAAGGUUCCACUGAGCGCUACACCAGGUGGAUCAACACACUCAGUCCAGAGCAACUGCUUACACAGGUCUACACCUCUCAUGGACCAACGGUCGUCAUGCCAACAUGGUUCUGCUCGCGCCAUUGGUUCCAGAAAGUCGGACCUUUUGAUGAAGGAGGCAAGGGGGUUCCUGAGGAUUUGUUGUGGUUCUAUCAGAGUCUUCGCCAGGGAGGGGGAGUGAACCGAGUGAACAAGUGUCUGCUGAUUUAUCGUUACCAUGAGCAUGCAGCAACACACUCUGUACUCGAGGAAACCAUCUGGAAUCUCCGAGUGGACUUCUUGGAGGAGAGAGUGAUCGGACAAUGGGAUUCAUUCACCAUAUGGAAUGCUGGGAAACAGGGACGGAAACUGUACCGCAGCCUGGCAUCCACCAAUCAGAGGAAGGUGAAAGCAUUCUGUGAUGUAGACGAAAGCAAAAUUAAAAAGGGCUUCUACACAUACGAGGAAUCAAAGGAACGUCCCAAACCCAGAAUCCCUGUGCUGCACUACAGAGACGCAUCACCUCCAUUUAUAGUGUGUGUAAAACUGGAUAUGACGGGCGGUGUGUUAGAGGAGACUCUGCUCUCUCUCGGUUUAAUGGAGGGAGUUGAUUAUUUCCACUUCAGCUGAGUGAUGGAGAGAAAGAAAAAGAGGAGGAGGAGUGGCAGAUGAAGACUGAACGACAGAGCAAAGGAGAAAAGAUGCAGAGAAGAAAGAGGGAGAUGGGACAUGCAUCUUGUUCUUGGUGCUGUGUGUGUGUGUGUGUGUGUGUGUGUGUGUGUGUGUGUGUGUGUGUGAGAGAGAGCUCAGUGUUACUGUAUGUCGCUGAUAAGUCCAGCGAUUAGAGAGCAGCUCUGAUUCGUCAGUGUGCUUUUAUUGUUUACUUUCCUCUAAACCUCAGAUCACCCAUUCAUCCUGUUAUCUUUGUUUGUCUUUGUGUGUGUGUGUGUGUGUGUGUGUGUGUGUGUGUGUGUGUGUUGAAAGACAGGAGUGUGGCCUUCAUGGGCAGGAGACAGACAGAGGAAUGUGUGUGUUAUGUUAACAUUAUCUGAGGUCAGCAGCCACGUUCCUCCCUGUGUGUGUGUGUGUGUGUGUGUGUGUGUGUGUGUACUCAUGCACACGUGUCUGAUGCAGUACUGCAGGGGUUUUCAAAGUGUGGGAGAGUCGGCCCCCCCCUCAGAGAGCAAAUAAACAACAGCGCCCCCCACCACAAUUUUUGUUGUUGCUAUACUUAAUGUUCCAUUCGUAUUUUAAAAAAUGGUUGUUGUACACAUUUUUAUUUUUUCUUUUACACAUUUUAAACAUCUGUGCUUUUUUAAAACCUCUUUUUUACACAUUUUAAACAUCUGUGCUUUUUUUAACAUCUUGUUUUACACAUUUUAAACAUCUCAUAGCAUCGUUAGCUAGCACCUCUUGGCAGACAGCACACUGUGGCAGUGGAGCAUCUUCAGAUCCAGUCCAUGAAAAUCCAAACUUUAAAUAAUCGUGCUCAUACUUCCUGCCUUUUUUUUUUUUGCUUGGCCCAGACUCUGUCUCCUCACUCACUGUAGCUUUAGGUACUAAAAAUCCAUCCAUUUUGUCUCUGGUAAAGGCUAGCUGAAGUUUGCUAAAAGUCCGCAAUAGUGACUUAUUCUGGUUUAUUUUUCCUCAUGUUGCGCCCCCCCCGGAAGAACUCUGGCGCCCCUCUAGGGGAGGCGCGCCCCACACUUUGAAAAGCCCUGCAGUACUGCAUUUAGCGGUUUGUGUUGUUUGUUGUAGGUCAAAUAUCCCCAUAAAUACAGAAGUACAGGACGUGUAGAUACAGGCCAUUUGCAGGAAUUGGUCACGUGUCAAUUUUCCCCAUAGCAACAAGCCCGUGGUGGGCAAGCUAACUUGACAUUC
Messenger RNA from Neoarius graeffei (lesser salmon catfish), 3167 nucleotides. It is a transcript of the gene b3gntl1, whose product is annotated as UDP-GlcNAc:betaGal beta-1,3-N-acetylglucosaminyltransferase-like 1. The transcript has 12 exons. The record is from RefSeq and is a predicted model, not a curated record. NCBI's taxonomy places the organism in Eukaryota, Metazoa, Chordata, Actinopteri, Siluriformes, Ariidae. Bases 360 to 1916 code for a protein of 518 amino acids.